Molecule: messenger RNA, 354 nt
Organism: Rhinocladiella mackenziei CBS 650.93
Lineage: Eukaryota; Fungi; Ascomycota; Eurotiomycetes; Chaetothyriales; Herpotrichiellaceae
Exons: 2
Coding region: 1-354 (117 amino acids)
Source: RefSeq, a predicted model, not a curated record
AUGGCUGCCAAAAAACUUUCGGUAUCCCAUCGUCGAUGUUUGGGCCAACCAUCCCAGGGUGCCGCCAUCCCAGAAGUUGCUCGACUUUUCGCGUACAGCCAUUCAGACCCUGAGAUUGCUGACCGCAAGCGUACGCCCGACGAGGUCAUUGCCCUGACAGAUGAGGCGGGCUUCGUGGGUUUGAGAGUUGUUCCUUGGCUGUGGAACCUCCCUCCGACUGACUCUCACUGCUGGCCACUCUACGUUAAUUGCAUCGAGCUCGACAUUCCAUUUUUUACACAAGUUGGCCACACGGCGCCCGCUUGUCCUAGUGAGGUUGGCCGACAUCGACACUAUUGCCCUUCAAUUUCCUGA